CCUCAAGCUUGUGCAUCAGUUGUUUAUCUUCUCCCGUGAAAUAUCUUGCAUCAGGACCAACUGCUCAACAGCCUAAAUGAAGUAGGGAGUGGGUUUGUGCGCAUAUCCACAGAACAUCCAGCAGACACCGAAAACUCCAACUAUAAUGAUAGAAGCAGCAGAAAUGGACGAUAUCAUUGCCGGAAUUAAGAAUGCAACCUUGGAAAGGUGUCCUGAACGGGCGCUGCCCCUUCUGAAAAAAAUUUCAGACGCUGAGACGAAUCUUUGUGAUAAGUAUGACAUCAAAAACGAUCUUCUGGAACUGCUACGGGUCGAGGACAGCAAGGUGCACAUUCAGGUCGCCCGGUGUAUUGCAGAAGUGGCCAAAACAGACAAUCAGCGUGCAAAGUUCUCCCACCAAGACGUAAUUCGACGGCUGACGGAUUUGCUGUGCGUUCCAAGCUCCAAGGAAAACUCGGCAGACGUUGUCGCUCUUGAGUUAUGCACCCAGCUUGCCCGAGCUUUGGGGAACAUUUGCUAUGCGAAUGACGAUGCGCGUAACAUCAUAAAAGAGCUCGGUGCCGACGAGCGUAUUUUCGCACUGCUCGAUUACGAUAUAGACACGGACGACGAAGACCGAGAGCAGUUUGUGCGUGUUCGCUGUGGUCUGAUUUCGAAUUACCUCCUGGGCAGCGACGACCUGGCAGAGCGGGCAAUCGAAUUGAAAGUGAUCGACAAGCUGGAGUGCAUCCUGACCCGAUGCUUGGUCGAUGUGGACAAGCACGAGGAACUGUUGCUCAGCCUGUUGCCACCGUUGAGCAUACUCACCGAGCAGAUUAGUGAUUUGUGCUUUCCAGUCUCUCUCAAUCGCACCAUCGCGAAACUGUUGGCCAAGUGUACCAACCCGGACAUUGCCGAAUCCUGUUUGGCCCUCCUGCACUACGAGGCGCAAAAUGACGAUGUGAAGUUGCUGCUUGCGGAGGAAGGAUUGUGUGAAACGAUCUAUCAGCUGUUGGAAAAGUACAAAACGUUCGCCAAUACCGACGAAGCUCGCGUGCUGAUGAAGCUGGCUUGUGAUUUGGUAGUGCUCAUAUUGACCGGAGACAAAUCGAUGCAUUUCCUCUACACGACGCCAUUGUUGAAGUACAUGGAAGAUUGGCUUGACUCGUACGACGUGGAAUUACUUACGACCGGUGUACUCGCCCUCGGCAAUUUUGCCCGAUCUGACAGCCACUGUAUCAAUAUGGUCGAAAAUAGGAUCAUGCACAAACUCUUGUCUAUAUUGGCUAAGAACAAUGGCACCGAGCAUCAGAUGACUCUACAGCAUGCACUGUUGAGUACGUUGAAAAAUUUGGUCAUCCCAAAGCCAAACAAGGCAGCCGUCAUAGAAGCGGGACUCGUGGACGUCAUCUUGCCAAUGCUCGAAAUACAUCAGGCGCCAGUUGUGUUUAAGCUGCUUGGAACAUUGCGGAUGACUGUCGAUGGACAAGAAAAACUGGCUUCAGAAUUGCUACAAAAUGAAAAACUAGUCAAGCAACUGGUCUACUGGAGUCAAACUUCCGAGUUUACGGGUGUAUUAGGUGAAUCGUUGCGACUUAUGGCGUGGCUGAUCAAGCACGCGUACCGACGGAAAGACAACGAAACAGUGAUGGACGUUACGGGAUUGCGAAAAUUCGUUGCGAUUGAUGGAGCCGUCGCUAGCAUGGUCGGUAUGCUGGCGUCAACACAUCUAGUAAUGCAGAACGAGGCCCUGAUUGCGCUCAGCAUUCUGACCACAGUUUUUCACAACCAAAGUUCCACAAACGAAGGUACCGAUUUGGAUCAACUGCUAAUAGAAGCCGGUGUAGGCGGAAAAUUGGCUGAACAAAUUACGUUGAAUGGUGAGUCGAUGACGAAAGAAAUUGUGGAAAAUAUGCAAACCUUCGUGAAGCAACUGCACGGAUCAAGCGAAGCAAUGAUUGUCCAUUUACGCGAAAAAAACAUCGACGAGCUGCUAAAAACCAUUCCCAGUCUGGUGGAAUACUGCACACUAUGAAGCAAUGGAAGAUAGGAACACGGCGAAGAAAUAACGGCGAGCAAACUUUCCUGUCCACGAACACUUUUAAACAAUGUCUUUGGUUGGUUGUGACCUUGUAAAAACUUUUAGCGUUCUAUUCAGGGUAUCAAGUCAAAGUAUUUCGAUUCGUUCACGUCUAUGGCUGGAGGAAUGUGUUUGAGCAAUACAUUUUUUCAAAUUCAAAAUUGUCUGAUGCAAAAAAGAACGUUACUGAGAUGUCAUUUUGUGAGUCAAAUCAACAGUUUAAAUGCAACCCUUUGUAAUCUAAAAAUUAUACGGCUGGUCUAGGACGAACUUGUUUUAAGAGACAGAACAUCAAUUCUGUAUAGUCUUAAUAUUAUUUAGCUUUUGAAUGUGCUGCAAUUCUACAAUAGGCAUUGGCUACGCUUAAAAAGUAUAGAAUUAGUAUGUUGAUUCAACUUCACGUUUCUGUCUUCAAGAACUGAUAUGUAGCCAGCAUAUUGCGUCAGGCCAUUUAGCGUAAUAAAACCCGUUACGACCGACAUGAAAAGUCCGUCAUUCAGGCUAAAUAUAAAAUGUAUAAACCCAAGCAAAUGCAAAUUUAUGCAAGCAAUGCUAGCUUUAACUUACACGAAACCAGCACGAAACUAACCUGACAGUAUACAUCCACAGUCGGGGUUGAUUUGUAUGCAUUGUAAAUGAUUAUAAUGAUUAUAAUGAAUAAUGUACGAUGCUUAUGGCUUGACAUUAAAAUUUGGGAGUGUACGACAUAGCGCCACCAAAAACAUAUGGCAAACAACAGCUCGCGGUCGUAAUGGACUUUUUUUUAGUAUGUUGAAGAACGAUGAGAUACUAAAAAUGGAAUAUCAAUUUUAUCCUCAAUGAUCCGCAAUAAUUUAGAAGAUAUAGACAGCAACACGAGUUUGAAUAGCUUUGAAGUUAAGCGUACGUGUUUUACAAGAUUUUUUUUUAAUCGAAUACCCGUAGAAUUUACCAUAGGUUAUCAGUCUGGCUCACACGAAACUCGUGAGGAUGCUAAGGUAAACAGUUGCAUUUAAUCCCAACAAACAAAAUAAUGAUAGCGCGAGCAUGAUAGCUGUUAGAAAACCAACAAUCAAUUCGUGCGCAUUUAUUUACUUAAACAAAACGAUAACGAUAUCCAACAUAUAUGGCAUAGUACCAAGUAGGUUUUAUUGAUGACCCAGUGAACGCCUGAUGCCAACGAGUAGCUAUAAAGUAUUAACACCCAUCCCGUUUUCUUCACUUGAAGGAACAAUGAAAGUAAUUGUUGAAGCAUUGCGUCUACCUUUUCCAUCUUCCUUCAAAAACGGCAAACAUAACGGAUUAGACGCUGUUAUAUUUUCUACAAAUCUUACUUUUUCCUAGUAAGUCGUCUGGACAUAGAGUCACAAAAUCUUGUAAUUGCAAAAUAAACUUUGUAUUAGCCUCGUUAAAGCUAGAAAGAGAUAUUAGCGUCUACAUAGUAUCUUUCAUAUGAACUUAGCACCAGUAUUUCACGGCGAAUUUAUGCAAUGCCAUAACAUCUAACACGAUGGCGAUAAUUACCAGAAAAAUUGGCAAGGCAGUCGUACACAAGAGAUUUCAAGGUAUGUUUGCUAUUCACAUUUAAUUUAGAUCUUUGAUACAAAACGUUGUUGUAAACAAUUGAACAAUUAAUAAAUUAAAUAACGAAGAAAAUGAAAAAUCUAAGCAAUGUUUUCAAAGAAAUGUACGAUCAAAUCUACCAUAUUGCACUGAAUAACAAUAACAGUAAAGUUACACUUAUCGAUAGGAAAAUUGCGCGGAAUCUGCAACAUGCCAUUGGUUCACGACUCACGAUUUAUCCUUAUCUAUUACAGUAAAACACAAUUGGUGUUGUGUUUUGCCAUACCUGACGAGUAAUAAAGGGCGUGAUUUACACGGCGCUAGCCAACUGGCGGACAAACGAUGGAUAAGGAUAAGAAACUGUUAAAGGGAGAGACUUUUCCUUCAUGCUGUUGCGCUGCUUGGAAUAAAUCUAAACAACCACCCAAAGGAACAAACUCUCCAUGCAAACCCCAGUAACGUGAAUACUGGACAGGACUUGCUAAAAAGUUAUCGGUGCUCCACACCAAGUGAUUUAAAACAAUGGGCAAUACAAUGUUAAUAAUCAAAAACAAUCGCCAAUCAUGUUGGCGUUUCGAUAUAGGCAUUUCGCAAAGGCAGAAAAGCACAUGCAUUUAUUUAGGGCAGUGUCAUGUAUUUUGUAGUUUUUCUUCUCCUCGACGGACUUAUUUAUUUGUGAAAAG
Messenger RNA from Anopheles bellator, 4284 nucleotides. It is a transcript of the gene vimar, whose product is annotated as GTPase-GDP dissociation stimulator vimar. NCBI's taxonomy places the organism in Eukaryota, Metazoa, Arthropoda, Insecta, Diptera, Culicidae. Gene Ontology annotation, biological process: positive regulation of GTPase activity. The transcript has 5 exons. Gene Ontology annotation, molecular function: protein binding; guanyl-nucleotide exchange factor activity. Gene Ontology annotation, cellular component: cytosol. The record is from RefSeq and is a predicted model, not a curated record. The coding region runs from base 146 to 2014 and encodes 622 amino acids.